AUGGACCAGAGGGUCAUUCGUGGGCUUCCGAGAGAGAUGUCAGUCAAUGACAUCAAAGAGGAUCUGGUGAGCCAAGGCAUCGCAGACGCCGUGGUUCAGCAGCUGACCUCAAGGACCACAAAGAAGCCACUUCCGCUCUUCCUCGUCAAGACGAAGAUGCCGGAAAAGCUUGCAGAGAUCCAGAGGCUGGCCAUGCUCACGGUCAGCUUCGAGAGGAAGAAAAAGUCUUCCGAGCCCAGCCAGUGCUACCGCUGCCAGCGGUACGGGCACACACAGCGGAACUGCCGUCUCGCUGAACGGUGCGUUAAGUGUGGAGAGGACCACAACAGCACCAGCUGCAAAGCGGUCAACGCACCGUGGUACGUGCCAAACCGAGUGCUAUACGAAGACCUGAGACAAGUGCCAGUGCUCGAAGUGAUGAAGACCAGAGCUCGGAAGUUCUUCAACAACGCCGAAGAACACGAGAACCAGCUCAUCAAGGCCGCCUUGGACUACGAUCCAAGGUUCAUACAUAGGCACAAAAGACCGAAGAGCCAGCUGCUAGAAGAUAUGGGACACAGCAGCUGA
Molecule: messenger RNA, 567 nt
Organism: Acanthoscelides obtectus
Lineage: Eukaryota; Metazoa; Arthropoda; Insecta; Coleoptera; Chrysomelidae
Source: the annotation of a GenBank genome assembly